AAUCAAUCCAUCGAUUAUCCAUAAUCCAUCGUCAGCAUAUAUAUACCGUGCAUCUAUCUGUCAGUCGGCGUGCUGCGCUGCGACGAUCGAUGGCGUCCUCCUCCAAGAUCGCAUUCCCGUCCGUCGUCCUGGCGCUUCGGCUCCUGGUCCUCGCCGUCCUGGCCGGAUCCAUCGUCCUCAUCGUCACUAAGAAGGUCAACGUCACCUUCCCGUCCGGCGAUACCUUCAGUUUCAGCUUCGAGGACGUCUACUCGUACAAGUAUCUUCUGGGCAUCGCCGUGGUUGGAUGCGCCUACACUUUGCUGCAGAUACCGCUCGCGGGAGUCACAAUCGCCAAGAGGAGCAAAGUGAUCGGAGGCACCACGAACGUGGCAUUGUUCCUCAUAUGCGCCGAUGUGGUUUUCGUUCUAGCGUUCGCGACGGCCGCGGGCGCUGGCUUCGGCUUGAGCUACGACGUGAAGCGCUCCAUGGACGAAGACUACAACGGGCUGAACGCGAGGGACCGCGCGGAAAACUCCGAGUACCACAGCAAAAUGGACAGCUUCUUGGUGCGCGGCUACGCCGCAGCCGCGCUCGUGAUUGUCGCCGCCAAAUCCGUGGCCGCCGUGGUACUUAUCUCCGUCUACGCGCUCGUCAAGUGAUGAUCAUUAGUUCCCGCUGAGGCUUCAUUCGUUUGACCCCUUCCCGGGCGGGGAUCAACAGCGGUCGACAACGGGGUUUGCCGCUCAAUUCCUCCUCGUUGCCUCCCAAUCCUCUCCGAUCCCUGUUUAAGUGAACAGGCCAGGAUUGAUAAUUUCUUGGUGUACAUUUAAUAAGCACUCAGUUCACCAAUACUCCGUCGUGUUCUGCUGCAACAGAUGGGGAUUUGUUUCAUGCCCAUAAUGUUUUGCUACAUGGGCCUAGCUAAAAUACUUCAUGUUUUUUGUGUUGUUUCUGCAGGCUAAUGUUGUAAGAAUAUUGCAUACAAACAAAUAAAUGUUGCAAGCGGAGUUUUCAUGUUG
Messenger RNA from Brachypodium distachyon (stiff brome), 1001 nucleotides. Its product is annotated as CASP-like protein 4D1. Lineage: Eukaryota; Viridiplantae; Streptophyta; Magnoliopsida; Poales; Poaceae. The transcript is spliced from 3 exons. The record is from RefSeq and is a predicted model, not a curated record. The coding region runs from base 90 to 641 and encodes 183 amino acids.